Gasterosteus aculeatus aculeatus (three-spined stickleback) is the source of this 6488-nucleotide messenger RNA. It is a transcript of the gene met, whose product is annotated as MET proto-oncogene, receptor tyrosine kinase. Gene Ontology annotation, biological process: semaphorin-plexin signaling pathway; regulation of cell migration; protein phosphorylation. NCBI's taxonomy places the organism in Eukaryota, Metazoa, Chordata, Actinopteri, Perciformes, Gasterosteidae. Gene Ontology annotation, molecular function: semaphorin receptor activity; ATP binding; protein binding. Gene Ontology annotation, cellular component: plasma membrane; semaphorin receptor complex. The record is from RefSeq and is a predicted model, not a curated record.
CAGCGUGUCUGUGCUGGAUGCAGUCUGUCAGUCAGCUAGUCAGUGUCGAGCCACACCGGGUCUCAGCCGCAGAGAAAAGCAUCAGGAUAUUUUACCGCCGGGGAGGAAAACAAGUCGGUCCCUUUCUGUUUAUUUGGUUUUAUUUGAUCUCAGGGAGAAGAGGUUUCUAAGCGACCCGUUUGGACUUGGAUGAGAAAGUCCAAGAAGUCCCUCUCCCGGAGAGACCAGCGGAAUAUGAUUUGAAUCCAGGGAACCAACAGCACCGUUGCUCGUAAACAGGAUGAAUCUCCGCUCCCUCCAUGCCGCCAUGCUGCUGUGGUCCUUGUGCCCCGGCACUCGGGCCCAGUGUGAUGCUUCCUCCCAGACCAACAAACUCGACCUCUCCGUCUCCUUCGAGCUCCCGACGUUCACCGCAGACUUUCCGAUUCAGAACAUGGUGACGCUGGACGGGAUCGUCUACGUCGGGGCGGUGAACAGAAUCUACGCCCUGGCCCCGAACCUCACAAAGCUGUCUGAGUACCGCACGGGGCCCCUGCUCGCCAACGAGACCUGCGGCCAGAAACCGACCGGUGCUGUUUCCGGCGGCGGCGGCAGGAUGGACAACCGGAACAUUGCCUUGGUGGUGGAGAACAUUUACGAUAAGGGUUUGUUCAGCUGCGGCUCGGCGGACAACGGGGUCUGCCGCCGCCACGUCCUGGACGACGACAUCAGCCCCAAAACCGUAGACGAGCAAGUGUCCUGCUUCGGCGACAAGGCGAGGCCGCGCAAGGGUCAGCCCGGCGACUCGGACGUGGUCGUCAGCCCUUCGGGCUCCCAGGUGCUCAACGUGGAAAGCAACGUCAUCAAGUUUUUCGCGGGGAACUCAGAGAUACCGGGCAGCGGAAACGUCUCGGGCAACGCGACGCGUCCCCACACCUUGGCCCUGCGCAAGAUGAAGACGAGCCAGAACGGCUUCACCUUCUUCUCCGCGCGCUCGCACAUGGACCUGAUCCCGUCUCUCCGUGGAAACUACUACCUGCGAUACGUUUACUCCUUUCACAGUGGACCAUUCACCUACUUCCUCACGGUGCAGCGGGUGAGCUGGGACUCGCAGGCCUACCACACCCGCAUCGCCCGCAUGUGCUCCGGGGACGUGGAGAUCCGCCGCUACGUGGAGAUGCCUCUCGAGUGCAUCAGCACCGACAAAAGGCGGCGGCGCUCCGAGGAAACCAUGAAGGUAUUCAACAUCCUCCAGGCGGCCCACGUCGGCAAGGUGGGCCACGACGUCGAGCUCCAGAAGAAGCUGUUAGUGGAGGAAGGCGGCGACGUGCUGUUCGCCGCCUUCGCCCGGGGAAAGCCGAACUCCUCGGAGCCCACCCCAAACUCGGCCGUCUGCGCCAUUUCCGUGAGCCACAUCAACAAAAUGUUCAAGCUGUACAUGCAGGGGUGCAACACAGUCGACCCGUAUCACUUCACGGGGUCGGACAGGAAGUCCUGCUACAACGUGAGUUCAUCGGACGACUGCGGCCCGCACGAGGGAAUCCACGAAGGCAAGGAGGGCGAGUACCGCCUGCAGGUGACCCAGUUCUUCCAGAGGCUUGUGUACUGGCACAAAGAGCUGACCAACACCUUGGUCACGUCCAUCACUGUGGUGCCGGUACACGGCCGGACUGUGGCGUACCUGGGCACCGCCGACGGGCGCCACAUACAGGUGCUCUUCUCCCGACUUGCCUCUCCGCAUGUCAACAUCCGGCUGGACUCGAGACCCGUCUCCGCUGCCGUGGCGCUGCUGGAGGCCGACGGCUCAGACGGCGCCCUGCUGAUGGCGACUGGGAACAAGAUCACUCGCGUCCCUCUGAUUGGCCCCGGCUGUGGUCAGCUGACCACCUGCACUUCCUGUUUGCUGUCAUCGCGGGUCACCGAAUGCGGCUGGUGCGACGGACGCUGCAGCAGAGCCGACCGGUGCCCCCCCCCCUCCGUCUGGACCCAGGACUACUGCCCACCUGUCAUCACCAAGGUGUUCCCGACCUCCGGGCCGAUUCGCGGCUCCACGGCGGUCACCGUGUGUGGUGGCGGCUUCGGCUUCGACAAGACGGAGAGCUUCAGGCCCUACAUGGUGACGGUGGAGGUGGCCGGAGCUCCCUGCAGGCUGCCCCGACAGGACAACAUCAACAGGUGGACUGUGAUUCAGUGUUCCCCAGUGUUCAGCGGGAACUUCACCCCGUCAGGACACACCGUGAAGGUCACCAGCGGCCAGAAGGUCGCCACAGCGGAGGGCUUCACCUUCGUGGACCCCGUGAUUCACGAAAUCUUCCCGACAUUCGGGCCGAAGUCGGGGGGCACCAUGCUGACCAUCAGGGGGGCCUUCCUGGACACGGGGAGCAAGCGGGAGGUGACAAUCGGGAAAGGGGCCUGUAAGAUCCUGAGCCUGUCGUCCACCAUGCUGACCUGCAAGACGCCUUCCCACGCCGACACCGCCCCCUCCAAGCAGACAGUGAAGCUGACGGUGGACUCGGUGGAGCGCCUGGCGCCAGCGCCGUUCACCUUCAACCCAAACCCCAUCGUCAACAGCAUCCAGCCCUCGCGCUCCUUCGUCAGCGGAGGAUGCACGGUGUCAGCUCACGGGUCCUUCCUCCAGUCCGGCCUCCAGCCCCAGAUGGUCCUCACCACGGGUCAGGAUGCUGAGGUCUUCCAUGUGAGCUGCGUGUACGGGGAGAACCGCACGUCCAUCCAGUGCACCACGCCCUCCCUGGCCAAACUGGCUCUGCAGCCGCCCGUGGUCACCAAGGUGGCGUUUGUCUUGGACGGCUACUACACCAGUCAGCGGGAUCUGAUCUACGUGGAGGACCCCCUCUUCCAGGACCCCAAGCUCACCUCCAAGGACAACAAGAGCAUCGUGGAGCUCAAGGGUCACCACAUGGACAGGGAGGCCAUGAAGUGUCAGGUCCUCACGGUCUCCAACCACAGCUGUGAGAGUCUGACUCUGAGUGGGAACACUCUGGAGUGCAUCGUCCCCACCGAGCUGCAGGCCGACACCUCCAAGGAGCUGCAGGUGGAGUGGCGCCAGGCGGAUUCCAUCCGGCACCUGGGAAAGGUGACGCUGGCUCAGGAGCCGGACUACACGGGCCUGGUGGUGGGCUGCGUGUGCGUCAGCCUGCUGCUGCUGCUGCUGGGCUCGCUGCUCAUGUGGAGGAGGAACAAACACAUCGACGAUCUGUCCGAGGUGUGGUACGAUGGCCGUGGUCACAUCCAGCAUCUGGACCGGCUGGCCAACGCGAGGAGCGUCAGCCCCACCAACGAAAUGGUCUCCCACGAGUCGGUCGACUAUAGAACGACCCUGAUAGAGGAUCCGGGUGGCGACCGGCCUGAGACGUGCCGAGGGGCUCCUCCCAUCUACGGGGGCAACGGGGAGCUGCUGUCCCCCAGACUGCGGAGAAUGGGGGGUGGGCUCAGCCUGGGGAUGGAGGGCGAGCUGGUGUCCCCCCUGCUGAUGGCCCCGGUCCACAUUGACCCGUCCUGCCUCCACCCGGACCUGCUGACCGAGGUGCAGCACGUGGUCAUCGCCAGGGAGCAGCUGCUGCUCCACCUCAACCAGGUCAUCGGCAGAGGUCACUUCGGUUGUGUUUUCCACGGAACGCUACUGGAGGCAGACGGGCAGAAGCAGCACUGUGCCGUCAAGUCCCUGAACCGCAUCACCGAUUUGGAAGAAGUAUCCCAGUUCCUGAAGGAGGGGAUCAUCAUGAAGGACUUCAGCCACCUAAACGUUCUCUCGCUUCUGGGAAUCUGCCUGCCGCCUUCAGGCUCGCCGCUGGUGGUUCUGCCCUAUAUGAAGCACGGCGACCUGCGCAACUUCAUCCGUGAUGAAGGACACAACCCAACAGUGAAGGACCUAAUGGGCUUCGGGCUGCAGGUGGCCAGAGGGAUGGAGUAUCUAGCCAGCAAGAAGUUUGUCCACCGAGACCUAGCAGCCAGGAACUGCAUGCUGGACGAGAGCUAUACGGUGAAGGUGGCAGACUUCGGCCUGGCGAGAGACGUCUACGAUAAAGAAUACUACAGCGUCCACAACAAGAGCGGAGUCAAGCUGCCAGUCAAGUGGAUGGCUCUGGAGAGUCUGCAGACACACAAGUUCACCCCCAAGUCGGAUGUGUGGUCGUUUGGCGUGUUGCUGUGGGAACUGAUGACCCGCGGAGCUCCACCGUAUUCGGAUGUGAACUCCUUCGACAUCACCGUGUUCCUGCUGCAGGGGAGGAGGCUGCUGCAGCCCGAGUUUUGCCCCGACGCACUCUACACCGUGAUGAUCGAAUGCUGGCAUCCAAAGCCGGAGCGCCGACCUUCCUUCUCUGAGCUGGUGUCGAGCAUCUCCGCCAUCUUCUCCAGCUUCAGCGGGGAGCACUACGUCCUGCUCAACACCACCUACGUCAACAUUGAGAAGAUGAGCCCUUACCCGUCUCUCCUCACCUCCUCCGCCUCGCCCUCCGCCAGCAGCAACGCUUCCUACUCCUCUACGCCUUCCUCAUCCGACCCCUCCACCUCCACGUCCCUGCCGACUCAGUCCCCCUUCUUUGGCCAUGCGAAGCAGGAAUGCUGCAUCUGAGAGGCGAAAAGGUGGAGGUUGGGGGUGGAGAAAAGACUCUGAUCAUGUGAGAAAAGAGCAGAGAAGAAGGCAGUGAGGCGAUGAGGAAUCACUGUAUGAACUUGGCAAACACUGGACACUGUAUGCUGAGAAGCUUUGACCUUUCACUCAUUGUACAUAGACUGUCUGACCUUUUGACUUUCCCGAGCAGCACUAAAGACCGGGUCCAUCGUGAACGACAGGCCCGACCUCGUCGACUUGGGGGCGGGUGCGAGUUCCGCUGCCGCCUCUUUCCCCCCCUCCCACACGACGCAGGAAAAUGCCUCCCGGAAGAUUCCCAGCGGACAGAAGCACAAGUCACAAAGAAACUCAUCCAAAAUGUUGAGCUCCUGCUCCUGUCUGGGUGGCACCGCACGCACCCUAAGCCUGACCUUUUUAUUUUUGUAAUGUGAAUGUUUGAUAAACGGGCGUGUAUUGUGUCAGAUGUCACGGCUCCUCCCGAAGCCGGCUUUGAGAGAUGGCGGCACCCUGGGGUGAGCCCUCGGGGGCAGGGUAGGCGAGAAAAAAAAGCCAAACCUGCUGCGUGUGUGCAGUUCACUGGAUGCUUGUGUAAUUAGCUUUUGCUGUGCUUGAGGGGCCAAAAUAACCCACCCCCCUGUGACCCCACAUGUGAGGAGUUAUUUUUUUAUCUGAAACGUGCCAUCAUUUUCACGCACACAUAAAACAACUUUUAGGUCUGGAGGAAAUAACUUUUUUUUUACAUCUGGACGCAAGGGUUUUCAACUCUAAAAGGAACCAAACUGCGUGUUUAUGACGAUGAAAUAUUUUCAUGUCAACAGGCUGUAGAACGUGUGUUUGAAUGUUUUUUGCUUUUUAACAAAAGCUUGUAUAAAAGCUGCACUUUUGCUGACCGUUUUUUUAAUAAGCAUGCUGUACAGGUUUUACUCCCUUUCAGGCAGCCACUUACUUCCAUUCAUUUCUGUACAUUAUUAAAAAUCUGUCCAUAGGCCAACUUCCCUCUGAUUCGCAGAGAGAUUCAUUCAAAUGUGUAAAAAUGUGUGUACUGGUGUUAAUGAUAACCGUGUAACAUUGUAUAUUGAUGUAACGUUAAUAAUACACAUGUGAAAUAUGGUGUCAGUAAUGCAGUUGCUAUGGUUAGAGGCCUUAUCUCAACCUCCCUGCACUUGUAUUUUGAGUGUAAUUACUUUGCCAAAACAUAGACAAAAUACUAAAAAAAUAAAUGAUCAACUUAAAGAUGAAUUUUACAGUGACAUCAGUUGAGGCAUUUGAUCCGAUGUUGUGACUGAAAUAUAAUACAAUAUAGGAAAAGGUUUGCUUCCUUCAGGUCUUUUUCUUUAAGUGAGGUAUGAUGAUGGAUUUCACAAGUCUGAACUCAAUUUAAAUCCAGAUUUGAACGCUUUGUUGUGAUGCAAAUUAAACUUAAUUUGACGCAAACGUGCUGAAACGUUCCAAAUCCUCAAAGCCCCCUUUUGUGUCUGCUUUGCGUGGCGGAUUUUUAUUAUAUUAUCUGAAUGGCUGCUGAUGUGACUGGGCCAUUGACAGACAGAUAUGAUUGUUUGCUAUGACAAGAAAAAUCGCUGUACUAUAUAUUUUUGUAUCGAUGACGAGCCUCUGGUUUCUGGUGUGGAUUUAAAGACCAGAGGGAGAAGUGAUCGAUGGACGUAGCCGCCUAAUCAAUCUUUUGUCUUCUUGAAGAACCAUUGCCAUCUUGUAAAUAGAGAGAAGGGGUCGCGUUGGAUCCGCGAGGGUAUUUUGCAUCUCGCUGAUAAUCACUUGAUCAUGUGACUCUCUGCCACUUUGUCUGUUCUCAACACUGUCUGUUGUGUGUGUAUGAAUUGUUGUACAUAAGAAAUCCUGAAGGUACAUAUGUAAUGUCAAGUCAACCUUGUCAGUGUAAUAAAGCUUUACUAUCCUC